AUGCUGAGGCUCUCUUUGAAACGCUUCCAAAUGUCAUCCAUCAUUCUAAUGGUGGUGGUGAUAAUGAUGGCAGUAGCAGCAGCUCUUUCCACACUCAUCACCAAUGUACAUGCAGACAUGUCCUCUCCCAUCAUUUCACCCAACGAAUAUCCUAGCUCAGUUCGCACUCCCCAAUUCAAACUCUAUUGGAAAUUCCACACUCAAACACCCAAUCUCUUACAAUCGACAGACAUGAUUGAAUUUGCCAUUCAAGCUCACACUCGAGGAUGGCUCGCUUUAGGUCUCGACUUUCAAGAUGGUAUUGGUAUGAAACAAGCUGAUUGCUUUAUUGGAUUCUUUGAUGAAGAAACUUCUCAACCCAUGAUUUAUGAUUUUUGGCUUCCAGGAAAAUCCAUUCCCAAGAAUGAUACCUUAUUUGGAGGAGUGGAUAAUAUUCUACAACGCACAGGAAGUCUCUCUUCACAAGGAGUAACGACCUUAAAAUUCACACGACACAUCGAUACAGGAGAUGUUCAUUCGGAUCAUGUCGUGAAAAACAAAACCAUUGCCAUUAGUUGGGCUUUCAAUGUUCACACUCGAGACAUUACACAGAAACAUACCUAUCAUGGAGAUUUUGAAGUGAAUUUAGUGACACAUGUGGGAGAGUUGAAUUUGUAUCCAGAACCUAUUUUGCAAUUUCAUUUGAUUGCUACUGGAGGUGUUGCGUUGGUGAUGAUUUGCUUUGGUUUGUCGUAUUCAAUUUUUUCCAUGAAGGAGAAGAAUUUUUUUAUCGAUUUUGUUUUCCAUAAGAGGUUAUUUAAAUUAAUUAGGAAUCGAUUUUUGGGGUCCUUGUUCAACUCGAUUCUUGAUUUAACUUUGGGAGAGGUGUUUUUGGUGAUGUGUCAUUUAUGUUUGGUCGCCACAUGGUUUUUGUUUGGAUUUUUUAAUUCCACUUCUUCACAGGUGGCAAAAGGUUUGGCCUAUGCGUUGAUUUUCAGUUUGUCAACCACUCUCUUGCCUAUGACACGUUACUCGAUCUUUAUUCAUGUGUUUGGAAUUUCAUUUGAGAGAGCUGUGAAAUUCCAUAAAUGGGUAGCUCGAAUGAGUUUUUUAUUGGCCACAAGUCAUGGCAUCAUGAUGGUCAUUGCAAGAGCCAAUGACAACAACUUGUUGGAUUUGGUGAGUGUGGAAUCACCUGAUUUUGUAUUAUUUGGACCUAUUGCUUGGUUUUCCUUGUUAUUCUUGAUGAUUUUCUCGUUGCAAACAGUUCGAAGAAAAUUAUGGGAAUUAUUUAAGGCAGUGCAUUACUUGUUUGUUCCAACUCUAUUGGUCAUGAUUUCAUUGCAUGGAAAAGGAUGGUCUCGAACACUACCAGUUUUGUCCAUUUCAUUGUUUUUGUUGUUGGUGGAUCAUACAUUGAGAUUGGUGUUGGGAUAUUUCGUUCCCACUCGAGUCUCUCGUUUGGACUACAAUGAAGAAACACAAAUCACGACGUGUGUAUUUGAAAAACCACAAUUUGCAUUUUGGUCUUUGGAUCGAGAAAGUUUGGGAAUGGGCAAAUUUGUGUAUGUGUACUUGCCAAGAGUGAGUCCAUUCCAAUCACAUCCAUUCACUAUUAGUAGUUACACCAAAUUAGAUUCGAGUGUGGAAUUCACCUGUCAUGUGAAAAAUUUAGGUCAUGGAUGGACACAAUCACUCGCCAAGGUGGCCCAAGAAAAGGAUCACUCCUCAACAGAAUUAAUGGUUCGUGUCGAAGGACCGUAUGGUAAACUUUCGGUCCAUUUACCUUCCUACUCGACCGUGAUAUUGGUGGCAGGAGGAAUUGGCAUCACACCGAUUCAUGCCAUUUAUUCGGAAUUGAUGGCUCAUAAGGGAUCAAAUCAAAACAUUUAUUUGGUGUGGACCAUGCAAAAUAAUGCAUUGUUGCAACUUUUUCCAGCUCUGUUGAAUCAGAAAGAGAAUGUGAAACAGAGUUUCUAUUUCACACGACAGGAACAGUUUAAUGCAGCUGCUGUUAAUGGUCAUUCAGAUGCGAGAAUGCACUUUGGAGAACGACCCAAUUUUACCAAGAUCUUGGAGAACAGUGUCAUGUCAAGUGUGGAUUCAUUAAGUGACAAAUAUGCUGCUGUGGUUGUGUGUGGACCUCAUGAAAUGAUUGUCGAUGUGAAUAAUGGAGCAAGAAAUGCCUCGAAAUCGACUGGUGUGAAGUUUCACAUCCACAAAGAAGUUUUCGAGCUUUAA
This is a messenger RNA of Naegleria fowleri, 2220 nucleotides long. RefSeq lists its product as uncharacterized. NCBI's taxonomy places the organism in Eukaryota, Heterolobosea, Eutetramitea, Acrasida, Naegleriidae. Gene Ontology annotation, cellular component: plasma membrane. The transcript has a single exon. The record is from RefSeq and is a predicted model, not a curated record. Bases 1 to 2220 code for a protein of 739 amino acids. Gene Ontology annotation, molecular function: oxidoreductase activity.